This is a messenger RNA of Manis pentadactyla (Chinese pangolin), 4503 nucleotides long. It is a transcript of the gene UHRF2, whose product is annotated as ubiquitin like with PHD and ring finger domains 2. The transcript has 17 exons. Gene Ontology annotation, molecular function: ubiquitin protein ligase activity; protein binding. Gene Ontology annotation, biological process: negative regulation of gene expression via chromosomal CpG island methylation; protein ubiquitination. Lineage: Eukaryota; Metazoa; Chordata; Mammalia; Pholidota; Manidae. The record is from RefSeq and is a predicted model, not a curated record. The coding region runs from base 377 to 2689 and encodes 770 amino acids.
AGCCAGGCGUGGAUCUCGCGAGAUGCGUCUUGGCGCCGUGACCUCCAUGUGGAAGCUAGAGCUCUAUAAGUAAACACAACGCGCGGCACGGACAAGGCUUCUUCCUAUUUGUGAGGUGGGGGUUGCGGCAUCGGUGGCGCCUCUGACUGGUUCCGGUUUCCUUCCUACUCAGCUCAGCUGGGUAGGCGCGCGAUCUAGGAGUCGCCGCCGCCUGUUGGGCCCGGUGUCUGGGCGGUCUUCCUUGUUUGUGUGUGAUCUCGCCCACCGGCAGCGGAUAGCCGGGGCCGCCGGAGAGGCGGCGCGGGCCGGGCGGGGCGCGGCGCCGCAAACGCUGGGGGAGACAAAGCGGGGCCGGCCCCCCUCUCCCGGCGCCAAGAUGUGGAUCCAGGUUCGCACUAUAGACGGCUCCCAGACGCGCACCAUUGAGGACGUGUCUCGCAAAGCCACAAUUGAGGAGCUGCGCGAGCGGGUGUGGGCACUGUUCGACGUGCGACCCGAGUGCCAGCGCCUCUUCUACCGGGGCAAGCAGUUGGAAAAUGGAUAUACUUUAUUUGACUAUGAUGUUGGACUGAAUGACAUAAUUCAGCUACUAAUUCGCUCAGACCCUGAUCUUCCUAGCACAUCUAAACAGACUGAUAUACAGGCCAAACCCUGUUCUAAAAGUCCACCUAAAGUAAAGAAAAUCCCAAGGGUGGGAUUUUCCAGUCAGCCAUCUACAUCAGCUCGUGAUUUUCUUAUUGAUCCCGGCAUUGGACUAUAUAAGGUAAAUGAACUGGUGGAUGCCAGAGAUGUCGGCCUUGGUGCUUGGUUUGAAGCACGUAUACAUAGUGUUACUAGAGCUUCUGAUGGACAGUCACGUGGCAAAACUCCACUGAAGAAUGGCAGUUCUAGUAAAAGGACUAAUGGAAAUAUAAAUCAUAAUUCCAAAGAGAACACAAAUAAAUUGGACAGUGUACCCUCUACAUCUAAUUCAGACUCUGUUGCUGCUGAUGAAGACAUUAUUUAUCAUAUCGAGUAUGAUGAGUAUCCAGAAAGUGGUACCGUAGAAAUAAAUGUAAAGGAUCUUCGACCACGAGCUAGAACUACUUUGAAAUGGAAUGAACUAAAUGUUGGUGAUGUGGUAAUGGUUAAUUACAAUGUAGAAAGUCCUAGUAAUAGAGGAUUUUGGUUUGAUGCAGAAAUUACUACUUUGAAGACAAUCUCAAGGACCAAAAAAGAACUUCAUGUGAAUAUUUUCUUGGGGGGUUCUGAAGGAAAAUUAAAUGACUGCCAGAUAACAUUUGUAAAUGAAAUCUUCAAGAUUGAAAGACCUGGAGCCCAUCCUCUUUCAUUGGCAGAUGGAAAGUUUUUAAGGAAAAAUGACCCUGAAUGUGACUUUUGUGGUGGAGACCCAGAUAAGAAAUGCCAUUCCUGCUCCUGUCGUGUAUGUGGUGGAAAACAGGAACCCAACAUGCAGCUUCUAUGUGAUGAAUGUAACAUGGCCUAUCAUAUUUACUGCCUGAAUCCACCUUUGGAGAAGGUCCCUGAAGAAGAAUACUGGUAUUGUCCUUCCUGUAAAACUGAUUCCAGUGAGGUUGUAAAGGCUGGUGAAAGACUCAAGAUGAGUAAAAAGAAAUCAAAGAUGCCAUCAGCUAGUACUGAAAGCCGGAGAGACUGGGGCAGGGGAAUGGCUUGUGUUGGUCGCACUAGAGAAUGUACUAUUGUUCCUUCUAAUCAUUAUGGACCUAUUCCUGGGAUUCCUGUUGGAUCAACUUGGAGAUUUAGGGUUCAGGUGAGCGAAGCUGGUGUCCAUAGACCCCAUGUGGGUGGAAUUCAUGGUCGAAGUAAUGAUGGGGCUUAUUCUCUUGUCCUGGCUGGUGGAUUUGCGGAUGAAGUAGACCGAGGUGAUGAAUUCACAUACACUGGGAGUGGUGGUAAAAAUCUUGCUGGCAAUAAAAGAAUUGGUGCACCAUCGGCUGAUCAAACAUUAACAAACAUGAACAGGGCAUUGGCCCUAAACUGUGAUGCUCCAUUGGAUGAUAAAAUUGGAGCAGAGUCUCGGAAUUGGAGAGCUGGUAAGCCAGUCAGAGUGAUACGCAGUUUUAAAGGGAGGAAGAUCAGCAAAUAUGCUCCUGAAGAAGGCAACAGAUAUGAUGGCAUUUAUAAGGUGGUGAAAUACUGGCCGGAGAUUUCAUCAAGCCAUGGAUUCUUGGUUUGGCGCUAUCUUUUAAGAAGAGAUGAUGUUGAACCUGCUCCUUGGACCUCAGAAGGAAUAGAACGGUCAAGGAGACUAUGUCUACGUUUACAGUAUCCAGUAGGUUACCCUUCAGAUAAGGAAGGGAAGAAGACUAAAGGACAGUCAAAGAAGCAGGCCAAUGGAGCCUCAAAAAGACCAGCUACAGAUGAUGAUUGUCCAAGUGCUUCCAAAGUAUUCAAAGCAACAGAUUCAUCAGGAGCAGUUGAGGCUUUCCAGCUAACCCCUCAACAACAACAUCUAAUUAGAGAAGAUCAUCAAAACCAGAAGCUGUGGGAUGAAGUGCUUGCAUCUCUUGUGGAAGGACCAAAUUUUCUGAAAAAAUUGGAACAAUCUUUUAUGUGUGUCUGCUGCCAGGAGCUAGUUUUCCAGCCUGUGACAACAGAUUGUCUUCACAAUGUCUGUAAAAUAUUGAACCCUCCUUGCAUCUCUGGACUAAAUCCCACUUGGUCAUGAAAUCCUAAAUGCUGCCCUCUGCUACCCCAUUCUGGAGCCCAGAUUCAACUUUGACCUUUCUUCUCUGAGCCUCUGACAGCCACCCCAGCACUGUGACAAUGACAAGAGGAAGAAGUUAAUGAAGCUCACUGCUGUGAAGGACACUCAGCUGGCAGGAGAGGAAGAGGAGAGGGACACUCAAAGGUGGGGAGGAGUUGCUUUGCUGGCGGGCAGAGAGCAGAGGCUCCUAAGCAGAGGUCCAGUAAUAGCUGCAAGGCUCCAUCAAGCCCAGCUCAGCCCAGUGCUGUUAAUACCAAGACUUCAUCUGCAGAGGCUCCCACCACAGCCGAGUGGUUUGGGAAGAGCUCCAUUUUCAAAAUGAGGUUCAGAUGUUAUUUUCUAAACCCAUACUCUGAUGUGCUCAAAUGGAGACUAGUGGAAUUUCAGCAUCUCCCUCUGUAUUUGAGCCCUGAAAGGGGUGAAAUUUAAACUUGGUGGCUAUCAGAGGCCAGAUCCUGAGAUGUUCGUCUUUAUUUGCAGUAGUUAAGGAGAAAAGAUAUACAAACCUUCUAUGGCAUAUGGUGAGUCAGGGUAGUUUGAAGUAGAAAUUGUAUAAACAAUUUCUGAUCAGCACAAGUUUUAGUUUUUACUGUGUAGGUGUCUGCUAGGCCUGACCAUGACUCUAGCUGAGAGUCUGAAAGGAUACCUAGUAAAGUAGCAAGGGGAGGAGGGGAUGAGAUGCAGGAAAAGCAAAAUAAAAGUGGCCUGGCCCUAAGCAUGGAUCAUGCCCCUCCUCUGAGUCCCCCACAUGUUCACUGUCUUCCAAGACUGAAGACAACAUGAAAACAGGCUGCAGAAAAACUUGGCUUCUUAGAGCCCUCCUUGAGAGCAGGGACUAGACCUUACUUACCCUGAAUCCUCACAGUGAGUGCCUAGAAAUAAAUGGAACUCACCAGCUAAUUACUCUAGAAAGCUUGGAUGGACAAUCAACACUCAGUCAAGUGUUUCAGGUGCAAUCCAGGGACCAAAAUAACGGAAGCAAAACUCCUGUUACCCUGAGAAUGAUGUUGGGUAGGCAGGACCCCUAGUCUCAGGAGGAUCACUUCUGGCCAGGGAUGUGAAGGCGCAGACCCUUAGGCCCAUGUCUACCCAUUAAGACCACUGGGAAACUGCUUCAGAGACAGGAAUUUCCAGGCAGAAUUAGGUUUGUCUAAGAUGAAAAGGGUUAGGCAUUUAAGAAAUGAAAACAAAACAUUGGGAUACUAACAAAGUUGUCUACUCCAGUGACAGGAACUCCAUGUAGAUCAGUGAGCUUAGCCUCCCACAGGAGUAGACACCUGUGAAUUUUUUGAUUCCACCUUUAAAAAUAUCUUACCUGAUACUUGCUUUCUUUCUUCAUCCUAGAGGAACAAAUACUACUGCUACUCCCCUGUCCCAAUUCUUGCCUGUCACUUCCUUGCUUCACAAAACCAGCUUUAACAGUUUAGCUGGUAUUUUUGAACCUUUUAAAGAAACAGUUCAUAAAGGGAAGCCUGGGGCUCAUUAAAAUCAUUGCCUCAUAGUCAUCUGUAAUUCCAAAGUCAUCUUUAGAGCUGGUAAAUACAAUUAAGAUGAAUAACGGUCUUCUACUAUUGCCAUUAGACAUUCUGGAGUACAGUGUGUUUAUUAAGAAUAUUUCUAUUUUGGGCCCUGAGGAGGUACAAUGAUAAUUCUUUUUUAGGCUCUAAAAUACUAAUCCUCAAAUUGUAAACUGAAUGUGCUUACCAGACCAAACAUGAGAUAAUUUUUAGUUGUAUGAACUUUGGAAUUGAUAAUAAAGUCUGUAAUCACCAAUC